This is a messenger RNA of Notothenia coriiceps (black rockcod), 406 nucleotides long. Its product is annotated as protein phosphatase 1F-like. Gene Ontology annotation, molecular function: cation binding. The coding region runs from base 154 to 402 and encodes 82 amino acids. Lineage: Eukaryota; Metazoa; Chordata; Actinopteri; Perciformes; Nototheniidae. The record is from RefSeq and is a predicted model, not a curated record. The transcript is spliced from 2 exons.
UCAGUGCUUCAGUCGGAGGCAGUCCAACGUCUUUUCCUCAACAAGCUUAUAAAUGUGGCACUGGCCUGGCAUCAAAACCUCCCUGAGCCCCUCUCCCCCCCUCGCCGCUUCCUCCGCUGCUCUGUCCAUGCCAUUAAGAACACAAGGAGGAAGAUGGAGGACAAACACCUGGCACUGGCUGAGUUCAACCAGCUGUUUGGUUUCAAGGACAGGGAGCAGUGUGCCUACUACGCUGUGUUUGACGGCCAUGGAGGGGUGGACGCUGCCACCUACGCUGCCACGCACCUCCAUGUGGCCCUGAGUAGACAGGAGACCCUGCAGAGGGACCCCGUCACUGCCCUGAAACAAGCCUUCACACACACAGACCACAUGUUCAGGGGCAAAGCCAAGAGAGAGGUAUGAAGUG